UAAUUAAUUAUUGUUUCUUGGGGGCGAAAGUGUUAGUAGCGACUAAUACCGGAUCGGUCGUUGGUGCUUCACAAUCUCGUUUCACUCCUUUCCUCUUCUACAGAUUCAACUGAAAUCGAUUUGAAUUGAUUCUCACUCCAUAAAUAAAUGUAAGAAUCAUGCCGUUGAGGAGAAUGGUAUUGGUGGAGGUGGAGCCGCCGAGCCUACUCAGAUACUUGAUCGGAGCAACCAUAAUGAUGUUGGGAGUGGUGGUUCCUGUGGGUUAUAUGAUGUUUCGCAACAAAAGAGUUCCUUCCUCUUCUUCAUAUUCCAAACAGACGUAGGUGUGCCCUUCUCAUAUUGUUAUAUAAGAAGAAAAAUCUUAUCAAAAGUUAUAUAAGAAGAAAAAUCAAAAUACCGAAGGC
Messenger RNA from Olea europaea var. sylvestris, 404 nucleotides. RefSeq lists its product as uncharacterized. The transcript is spliced from 2 exons. Gene Ontology annotation, cellular component: Golgi apparatus. Bases 159 to 323 code for a protein of 54 amino acids. Lineage: Eukaryota; Viridiplantae; Streptophyta; Magnoliopsida; Lamiales; Oleaceae. The record is from RefSeq and is a predicted model, not a curated record.